Molecule: messenger RNA, 357 nt
Organism: Trichoderma gamsii
Lineage: Eukaryota; Fungi; Ascomycota; Sordariomycetes; Hypocreales; Hypocreaceae
Exons: 2
Coding region: 1-357 (118 amino acids)
Biological process (GO): translation
Cellular component (GO): mitochondrial large ribosomal subunit
Molecular function (GO): structural constituent of ribosome
Source: RefSeq, a predicted model, not a curated record
AUGAGACCGACACAAAUCCUCGGCGUUGGCAAAUACCGCCACCUCAAGCUCACGACCAAGGAUGUUGGCCGCGGCUUCUACAAGGGAAACCGAACUGGAGCCAUGGGACGACACACAAAGUAUGGUGGUUAUAUCAUUGAGUGGAGCAAAGUCCGCACCUACGUCGUUCCCCAGAACCUCAGCGAGUCCAAGGUACGAAUGCCCGAUCAUUGCUACAUUUACAACGUCCUUCAUCUCACUCCCUUUGUGAGCCGAGAAGUGCGAUCCGAGCCUGGUGACUACAAAGGCCUGGCCAAGGGUCCUCAAGAUCCUUACUUUUACGUCGAGCAAUGGAAGCGAUACAACGGCGUCGAUUAA